GAUCAAGGAUUGGGAUACGCACGCCGAUCUGUGCAGCUAGCAUCGGGUGGCUCGCCCGUUCGCCCGCUCGCCCGCUCGCUGGCCCCUGUCUGUCCUCCGCCCACCCAUCAUCCCCGCCCUUGAUGUGCCGCACCUUUAUGCGCAUGCCAAAGACACACUUGGCCGUUUAAGUCAGACAACAAGAUGGCCAAUGCCGCCAGAUCUGGGCCGGAUGGGUUCCGACCCCUCUUGGCCCUGGUCCUACCCGAGGACGAGGACCUCUUGGGACCCGAUGAAAUCCGAGAGGUUGAACUCUCCAGUGAUUCUGAAGACGACAACCUUGACCUCCUCAAUUCCUCUGAAGCACUGAUUCGCCGACAUCACCGCGGAAGCAGGCGAACCCAAAGUGAAAGCACCGAAGAGGAUCCGCUUUUGGGUCGAAGCGAGCCGUCUGAUCCCUAUUUUAUGGUGUAUUUCGUGUUCUACCUUCUCGGGAUGGGCACUCUCUUGCCAUGGAACUUUUUCAUCUCAGUCAGUUCUUUCUGGAACUACAAAUUCCGGGAAGUGACCAACACUAGCAGUUUGUGGGCCAUCCAAAAUGGGACUGAUCUGGAGAUUUCGUCCCAUCAAACGGCUCUCCAAGAAGAGUUCACGUCCUACCUCGCCAUCGCCAGCAAUAUCCCUAAUGCCAUGUUUGUCAUCCUCAACGCUCUCGUGGGACAGAAUUUUCAACUCAAGUAUCGAAUCUUCGUCUCCCUCGGUCUGGUCAUUGGCUUCUUUGGCAUUGUGCUCGUUUUCUCCGAGACAAAUUCGGAUGAUUGGCAGAAGGAGUUCAUGGUGCUGAUUUUGAUCCUUGUAGUGUUGAUCAACUGCUGCUCGGCCAUCUUUCAAGGGGGCGUUUUCGGCGUGGCUGGAAAGUUUCCACCUAAAUAUAUGGGAUCGAUCAUGGCCGGUCAAGCUAUGGGCGGUGUGUUCCCAGCCUUAGUGGACAUUGUGGUCAUCUCGGCCAAUGUUCAGGCCAAGGACACCGGGUUUGCUUGCUUUCUCAUAGCCACGUUGUGCCUGAUUGCUUCCUUUGUCAGUUUUGCUUGGGUCCGACGAACCAAGUUCUUCAAAUUCUACGCCGAAACACCCCUGAGCCUCAGUCGCCAGCCGGACCUCGACGUUCUAGUUCCUGUUACGCCCUCGAUUUUCACGGUGUUCACCAAGUCAUGGCAUUACUGUCUAGCCAUUUAUGUGACUUUCUCGACCACGUUGGCCGUAUUUCCAGCCAUUACGGUAUUGAUCCAAUCGAGGUUUAACGACCACGAUCCCACCUCCAAAUCAUGGGCUGAUCUGUACUUCACGCCUGUCACGUGCUUCCUACUGUUCAAUGUGGGCGACUAUUUGGGCAGGAUCCUAUCGAGCCGAUUGAAAUGGCCUGGUCCUAACCGAAGGGGAAAGCUGUUCCUUUUAAUGGCCUCGAUUCUUCGCAUUGGGUUUAUCCCGUUGUUCAUGUUCUGCAACGUGGCUCCAGAUCGGCGCUCUUUGCCAGUGGUGUUUCACAGUGAUAUGGUUUACGUGCUCUUCAUGGCCACAUUUGCCGUGUCAAAUGGCUACUUGGGAAAUAUCUGCAUGCUUCAUGGGCCCAAAUUGUUCCAUUCGAGUGAGCUGCAGGAAUCGGCCGCCAUGAUGUUGGUGGCGUGUCUGGUUUUGGGUACGAGCACUGGAUCUUUCUUGAGCUAUCCAAUUGUCAGCCUUAUUUGAUGGACGGGUCUGAAGUUGAGUAGGCAUUGACAUAUGUACAACAAUGCUUUAUUUAAUCCAUUUUCGUUUCUAUACAUUUUUUGACCGAUAUGUAUCAAUACUAUAUAUUUGCUUAGAUGAUAAUACAAGCUAUGGUAAAGUAAAA
Molecule: messenger RNA, 1870 nt
Organism: Tigriopus californicus
Lineage: Eukaryota; Metazoa; Arthropoda; Copepoda; Harpacticoida; Harpacticidae
Product: equilibrative nucleoside transporter 1-like
Exons: 2
Coding region: 184-1725 (513 amino acids)
Biological process (GO): nucleoside transmembrane transport
Cellular component (GO): plasma membrane
Molecular function (GO): nucleoside transmembrane transporter activity
Source: RefSeq, a predicted model, not a curated record